UUGCCGAGUGGGGGUCGCGCUGCUUCGGCGCCGCGGCGGCCGCUUCCGGAGAUUGCCGAGGGGCUUCGGCCCCUCCCCGGCCGCCGCCGAGACCGUGACCGAGCCGCUCCGGUGGGUUGGAGCCCGCCGCGCCCGGAGCUCUGGUAGCGGGGCCGGCGCUCGCUCGCCGCCGCCUCCUCCUCCUCCUCCUCCUCCUCCUCCUCCUCCUCUGCCGCCGCCGCCGCCGCCGGCGGGGCCGCGCGUCGUGGUGACAGAGCGGGGCGAUCGCGGCGGGGCGGCGGGGGGGCGGCCGGGGCUCCGGCGGCGCGGAUGGCGGAGGGCGGCCAGCCCCCGCAGCAGCAGCAGCAGCAGCAGCAGCCGCAGCUCCUGGCCGGCGGCGGCGGCGGCGGGGCCGCCCGCGGCGUGAAGCGGGAGCCGGAGCUGGAGCAGCCCAUGCCCGGCGGGGACGGCGCCGAGGGCGGCCACAGCAAGCGGCUGCGGACGGAGGCGGAGGCCGACGGCGGCGGCAUGCAGAGCGAGCCUCUGACUUCAGGUUAUCAUGGAUACCCAGCAAGAGACAAUCAAGGUAACCAGGAGCCAGCAGCCACUCCUGAUGCAAUGGUGCAGCCAUUCACCACAAUCCCGUUUCCGCCACCCCCACAGAAUGGGAUCCCCACAGAGUAUGGGGUGCCACACACUCAGGACUAUGCAGGCCAGACCAGCGAGCACAAUCUGACGCUCUACGGAAGUACGCAGCCUCAUGGAGAGCAGAGCACAAACACGGCCAGCACGCAGAAUGGAUCCCUUGCACAGACAGAAGGAGGGGCACAGACAGAUGGACAGCAGUCACAGACACAGAGCAAUGAGAAUACCGAGAGCAAAUCCACUCCAAAACGGCUUCAUGUGUCUAACAUUCCCUUCCGCUUUCGGGAUCCUGACCUUCGACAGAUGUUUGGGCAAUUCGGCAAAAUCCUUGAUGUAGAGAUCAUCUUUAAUGAGCGUGGCUCCAAGGGAUUCGGGUUCGUAACUUUCGAGAAUAGUGCUGAUGCAGACAGGGCCAGGGAGAAAUUACACGGCACCGUGGUAGAGGGCCGUAAAAUCGAGGUUAACAAUGCCACAGCACGAGUGAUGACCAAUAAGAAGAUGGUCACACCAUAUGCAAAUGGUUGGAAGUUGAGUCCUGUGGUUGGAGCGGUGUACGGCCCUGAGUUAUAUGCAGCGUCCAGCUUUCAAGCAGAUGUCUCGCUGGGCAAUGACGCCGCAGUGCCCCUGUCAGGAAGGGGGGGUAUUAACACUUACAUUCCUUUAAUCAUUCCAGGCUUCCCCUAUCCAACUGCAGCCACCACAGCAGCCGCGUUUCGAGGAGCCCAUCUGCGGGGCCGAGGAAGGACAGUUUAUGGGGCAGUCCGGGCAGUACCUCCUACAGCCAUCCCUGCCUACCCAGGAAUAGUCUUACAGGAACCAAUCAUUAGCGCUAAAAUACCUCAGGGUGGAUAUGCAGCCUACAGAUAUGCACAGCCUGCUACUGCAACAGCAGCCACGGCCGCUGCAGCCGCUGCAGCAGCUUACAGCGAUGGUUAUGGCAGGGUGUACACAGCAGAUCCUUACCAUGCCCUUGCCCCUGCCGCUAGCUACGGAGUUGGCGCUGUGGCGAGUUUAUACCGAGGUGGCUACAGCCGAUUUGCCCCCUACUGAAGUGACGUGAGCCCCCUGCAAGUGGGACAGCCCCCCCAGUUCAUGAGGCCUGGCUAUUGCAAUAUUUACUAGUAGAGGAACUCUAUAGCAAGACGAGGAGGAAAAACAAAAAACAAAAGAGAAAAUACUUUUUUAUACCUCACUAUGUUCUUUGAAUAUGUAUUUUUUUCCUUUAAAUUUCUGCCUUUAAUUCUUUUGUUCCAAA
This is a messenger RNA of Rhea pennata, 1879 nucleotides long. RefSeq names its product RNA binding fox-1 homolog 2 (gene RBFOX2). Gene Ontology annotation, molecular function: mRNA binding. NCBI's taxonomy places the organism in Eukaryota, Metazoa, Chordata, Aves, Rheiformes, Rheidae. Gene Ontology annotation, cellular component: nucleus; cytoplasm. The record is from RefSeq and is a predicted model, not a curated record. The transcript is spliced from 14 exons. Gene Ontology annotation, biological process: nervous system development; regulation of alternative mRNA splicing, via spliceosome. The coding region runs from base 310 to 1674 and encodes 454 amino acids.